GGCAGUAGCUGACGGCCGUCUCAGCUUCUUUUCUUCUUCUUCUUCCUUAACUCGACAAGUCUAGUCCUGUCCACGCUCCUUUUUAACCACCCAUCCCAUUCCCAAUCUCAUCUUCGACUGCGCUCAGGCGAUUUUGCUACAACAGUCUUCCUCCUCAUCCGGACGUGACGAGCGCGUUGCGCCAAGCUCGUUUCACCCUCGACAGCGUUUGUCCACCUUCCGCAUCCAUCCAGCUAGCCUCCUCGCACCCAAAUCCAACAAGAGACGGUACACUGCCAAGACGUGCUGAAGCUAAUCUAUGGUUUGAUCCAUUCUUCAGUUCGUCCUUCCACGGCCCAACAUGACCUCAAGCCCGGCCCCAAAGGACGGCUUGCGGCAGCGAAACGUCGCCGGCUCUAAGAAGACCGCCAGUGCCUCUACUUUCGAGGAUGAGCUCGACAAGCUCGGGAAGGCUAGGGCUCCUGCUGCGGGCAACGACCUCGAGUACAAGCUCGGGCUCGCCCUGAUCACCUCGCUGGCUUUUGUCACUCGAUUCUGGGGGAUAAGCCACCCUGACGAGGUUGUCUUUGAUGAAGUUCACUUUGGCAAGUUUGCAUCGUAUUACCUCGAACGAACCUAUUUCUUCGACGUUCACCCUCCCUUCGGCAAGCUCCUUUUUGGCCUUGUCGGCUGGCUGGUUGGCUACGAUGGACACUUCCACUUCGAGAACAUCGGCGACUCGUACGUCGCCAACAAGGUGCCCUAUGUCGCCUUUCGCUCUCUGCCUGCCCUGCUUGGUGCCCUCACCGUCUCUGUCACAUACUUGAUCAUGUGGGAGUCUGGCUAUAGCCUGCCUGCCUGUAUCGUCGCCGCUGGUCUCGUUCUGCUUGACAAUGCCCACAUUGGCCAGACCCGGCUGAUCCUCCUGGACGCCACACUUGUCCUUGCUAUGGCGUGCAGCUUGCUAGCUUACAUCAAGUUCUACAAGCAGAGGCACGAGCCCUUCUCUAGAAAGUGGUGGAAGUGGCUCAUCCUGACCGGUUUCGCCCUGUCUUGUGACAUCUCUACCAAAUACGUCGGUCUGUUCGCCUUCGUUACCAUUGGCUCUGCUGUCGCAAUCGACCUCUGGGAGCUUUUGAACAUCAAGCGGCCUGGCGGAGCGCUAAGCCUGUUCGAUUUCGGGAAGCACUUUGCGGCACGGGCCUUUGGUCUCAUCUUUAUGCCGUUCAUGUUCUACCUUUUCUGGUUCCAGGUGCACUUUGCCGUCCUGACCCGGUCUGGACCAGGAGACGAAUUCAUGAGCCCUGAGUUCCAGGAGACUUUGAGCGACAACAUCAUGCUGGCCAAUGCCGUCACGAUUGACUUCUACGACUCGAUCAGCAUCAGGCAUAAGGAGACCAAGACAUACCUGCACAGCCACGAGGACCGUUACCCCCUCCGCUACGACGAUGGUCGCGUGUCCAGCCAAGGCCAGCAGGUAACUGGAUACCCUUACAAUGACACCAACAACUACUGGCAGAUCAUCCCGGCGGACGAUGAUCAGAAGCUAGGUCGUCAUAUCAAGCACCAGGACCUCGUCCGGCUCCGUCACGUCGUCACGGAUACUAUACUCUUGUCUCACGAUGUCGCGUCGCCGUACUACCCAACCAACCAGGAAUUCACAACCGUCCCGUUGGAGGAAGCUUACGGUCCUAGGUACCAGGACACCUUGUUCGAGGUCCGUAUCGAGAGCGGCAAGAAAGGACAGGAGUUCAAGAGCAUUUCCAGCCACUUCAAGCUUAUUCACAACCCUAGCAAGGUCGCCAUGUGGACCCACACGACGCCUCUGCCAGACUGGGCCUAUAAGCAGCAGGAGAUCAAUGGAAACAAGCAGAUCGCGCCGAGCUCGAACGUGUGGUAUGUUGAGGACAUUCCCUCGCUGGCUUUGGACCAUAAGCGACGUGAGAAGCCAGAGCGGAAGGUCAGGAGCCUGCCGUUCAUGAGCAAAUAUCUGGAGCUCCAGCGAUCCAUGUUCUGGCACAACAACCAGUUGACUAGCAGUCAUCCGUAUGCCUCUCAGCCGUUCCAGUGGCCGUUCCUGCUUCGUGGUGUCAGCUUCUGGACGCAGAAUGAUACUCGCCAGCAGAUCUACUUCCUGGGUAACCCUGUUGGCUGGUGGAUUGCCAGCAGUUUGCUGGCGGUCUACGCGGGUAUUGUUGCCGCCGACCAGUUCUCGCUGCGCCGUGGUGUCGAUGCCCUAGAUCAUAGAACCCGCUCUCGAUUGUACAACUCGACAGGCUUCUUCUUCCUGGCAUGGGCUACCCACUACUUCCCAUUCUAUGUGAUGGGCCGCCAGCUCUUCCUGCACCACUAUCUCCCGGCUCAUCUGGCCUCGACACUUGUGACGGGAGCUCUGCUUGAGUUCGUCUUCAACGCCGACACGCAACAGAGCGAGGGUUCUUCUUAUAACAAGAAUGGAAAGAAGCAAGUUGGCGGACCCAAGAGGCAUAUUUCAGCUCGGGAGAGGUUCGCUGGCCAAAGCAUGAUCCCGGCUUGGAUUGCUUGUGCCGUGAUCCUCUCGCUGGCCGCCGCUGGUUGGUGGUUCUUCCUCCCGCUCACGUACGGUUAUCCCGGCCUGAGCGUCGAGCAAGUCAAGGCACGCAAGUGGCUCGGCUACGAUCUCCACUUCGCCAAGUAAAGAUGCAGGCGCUUCAUUUAAAUCUCAAUGUGUUAGCAUUCCUGGGCGGGCACUCGACAUGUUGAGGAUACGUGUGUGUGUAUGUACAUUAGGUAAAACGGUGGCGUACUCAACUCAUUUACUGGCUAAGGAAGGAUUACAGCAGCACCUUGAAACUGUGCUAUUGGAGCUGAGCAGGGCCGUGGAUUUGUUGAUACAGGGAAACGUAUUGCCUGACCGGGGUGGCUCUAGGCACAGCAGGACACAGAGGGUCAGUUUUUGUUGCAGAAUAGUUGUCGAGAAUAACUGGCUGGAAUACACCAGAUUUUGGCGCUCAUGAGCAUAAGGAUAUGGCGAGUUCUUUGCAACAGUAUUUUCUUACGCCUGAUCACCAGGUGACCAAGUCACCUUUUCACAUUCACAUGUAAAUUCAAUGGCUUUACCACACCUGGGCGUUCAACUUUCACGCUUCUUCGGGAGGGAAACCACAAAUGCAGUAUGUUAUUUCUC
Cryphonectria parasitica EP155 is the source of this 3145-nucleotide messenger RNA. Its product is annotated as family 39 glycosyltransferase. Gene Ontology annotation, biological process: protein O-linked glycosylation via mannose. Lineage: Eukaryota; Fungi; Ascomycota; Sordariomycetes; Diaporthales; Cryphonectriaceae. Gene Ontology annotation, molecular function: dolichyl-phosphate-mannose-protein mannosyltransferase activity. Bases 341 to 2656 code for a protein of 771 amino acids. The record is from RefSeq and is a predicted model, not a curated record. Gene Ontology annotation, cellular component: endoplasmic reticulum; membrane. The transcript has 3 exons.